This is a messenger RNA of Dermacentor andersoni, 2159 nucleotides long. RefSeq names its product decapping mRNA 2 (gene DCP2). Gene Ontology annotation, biological process: nuclear-transcribed mRNA catabolic process, nonsense-mediated decay; deadenylation-dependent decapping of nuclear-transcribed mRNA. The record is from RefSeq and is a predicted model, not a curated record. Gene Ontology annotation, molecular function: 5'-(N(7)-methylguanosine 5'-triphospho)-[mRNA] hydrolase activity; manganese ion binding; RNA binding. NCBI's taxonomy places the organism in Eukaryota, Metazoa, Arthropoda, Arachnida, Ixodida, Ixodidae. Gene Ontology annotation, cellular component: P-body; cytoplasm.
GGUUUCCGGCGUACAAACUGCGCAGUGAGACAGAUGAAGCCGGUGAAAUCAGUGAAACCAUUCCGCGUUCGUUGCCCUGCGAUGUGUUCUAUGUGUGUUAUGCUAUGGUUUACAUCAUCAACGACCUCAGUUUCACGGGCUAGUAUUUUCGUGAUGCAACCUUUCAGUCAGCUUUGUUAAUCAUUUAUUCUGUGCUACCAUCUGUGCUCGCCAUGCUGCCCCGACAAGCUCCGUUGGAUAUACUGGACGACUUGUGUUCUCGGUUCAUCAUCAACAUACCCGAGGAAGAGCGCAAAGACCCGAUACGCCUGUGCUUUCAAGUCGAACUCGCCUACUGGUUUUAUCUGGAUUUCUACUGCCCCGAGAACCCCGCGUAUCCCCAGUGCAACAUGAGAGAGUUCACGCAGAUGAUAUUCCAACAUGUGCCUUCACUCCAAGAACAUUUGCCGAACUUAGACGCUAUCAUCGACAGUUGGAAGGAGUACAAAAUGGCUGUGCCGACUUUUGGGGCGAUAGUACUCGACGAAACGCUCGAGCACGUCCUGCUAGUGCAGUCCUACUGGGCCAGAGCGACCUGGGGAUUUCCUAAAGGCAAGGUGAACGAGGGCGAAGAACCGCACGUCUGCGCCGCGCGCGAAGUGCUAGAGGAGACGGGCUACGACAUAACGCCGCUUCUCUCCAAAAACGAGUUCAUCGAGCGCCAGAUCCACGACCAGGUCACGCGCCUCUACAUCAUCGCCGGCGUGCCAAUGGAUACGCAGUUCAGCCCGCGCACACGAAAGGAAAUCAAAAGCAUCGAGUGGUUCGCCAUCGCUGAUCUUCCGUCUCACAAGCGCGACCAGGCGCCGCGAGCCACUCUGGGCAUGAACGCGAACGCCUUCUUCAUGGUGAUGCCCUUUGUGAAACACAUCCGCAAGUGGAUCUUCAACAGCCGCCACCGCCGAUUGCAGCAGCAGCUGAAUGAUGGCAUGCCUUCCAUCACAGACACGGAAAAGCUGAAGCAGAAGCAGCAGCAGUAUUUCGCCAGCCUGUAUCAGAACGAACUGGCCGACAUACUGCGCCAGAAGGAAUGCUCGGGCCCGGCAGCGACGAGGAAUGGCAUCGAACAAUCGCCGAGACAUCGGCGAAGUGUGGUGCCGUUGUUCAGUGCGUUGUCCUGGACGAGGUUCUCUCUGGACAGGAGCUCUCUUGCAGCAUGUUUUUGCGCAUGAGUCUUCCUUUGCGUGGGUCAAUUCGAUUUUGUCUGCACUGGCUGCACUAGAUGCCUGUGGUGACUGGCAGUGUUGCACUCGGGCGAUACGAGUCUAGCAUUGUCGUCACUGCUGUGUCUUCAACCUUAAAAUUUUACAGAAUACCGAGAUCAUGAAAAUAUUUUUUUUUCUUUUCUUGUAAGUGUCCUCAAUCAUUACCGAAGUAAACGAAAGCAGUCGAUAGGUUGCACAUGUGACUUCUGCCCCUGCAUCUGACUCAUGUGGUGCAUUAUCAAACUGUGAGGAUAACUAAACUUUUUUGUAGUUCUUGUGUUUUGAAAGAGCUUGCCAUCAUUUGUACAAAUCCUACAGCGGUCUUACAAGGAAGGUAGAGUCAAGUGAUUUCUACACAGGGUGCACACAAAGGACAAUGGAAAAUGCACACAGUUAAACAUUUAAAGCAAUUGCAUUAAAUUCAUGUGAGCUAAAUGACAAAGGUACUGAAGAAUGCUAGUAAACUUUCCUUAUUCAUUCAUGUAUGCAUUACUUAGCUUUACAUUGAACUUUUUUAUGCCAAAUGCUACUUUGGCAAAGUUCAACCGUCUGAUUCGAGUUGAAGCUUGGUUCACCUCCUCCUUUCUCUCUUUUUGAUUGACUUGUGCAGUGUUCUGAGAACACCUUCACUUGUUUAUGCGCAUCUGUAGGUUUUGUGCCUGCAGUGUGCAAACACCACUUUUCAUCAGUAAGGCCUUUACUUCUUUUGGCGGCAUUCACAUUGGGGAUUGACAGAGGUCACACGACCAGUCGCGACUUUCAGCUAAGGAGUUGCUCAAAGUGAUCAAUGUUCACACUGGCGAGCAUGUCCUUCCUGUCACUAUGCCAAAAUGUCUUGAAAUUAGUGCAGUUGAUGCACAAGGUGUGCAUGUCUGCUUGCACUGCCAACACAAAAUAAAUUUCAGCAUAUUCUAA